Messenger RNA from Megalops cyprinoides (Indo-Pacific tarpon), 3279 nucleotides. Its product is annotated as potassium voltage-gated channel subfamily H member 1. Gene Ontology annotation, biological process: regulation of membrane potential; potassium ion transmembrane transport. Gene Ontology annotation, cellular component: membrane. Lineage: Eukaryota; Metazoa; Chordata; Actinopteri; Elopiformes; Megalopidae. The coding region runs from base 190 to 3093 and encodes 967 amino acids. Gene Ontology annotation, molecular function: delayed rectifier potassium channel activity. The record is from RefSeq and is a predicted model, not a curated record. The transcript is spliced from 12 exons.
GGCUUCAAGUCUUCCUCAGCAGGGGGAGCACAAUCUCAGGCUCCGUGAGGCGUCGUGAGAGGCGACCUGUACCUCGAUCCCAGUUGGACCUGGGACCAUGAAGAAAUCAGACCGAAGGUCUAGCCUGCGGAUAGUUUUAGCAUCCUAGUACGCCGAACCUUCUUCAUCCAGACUGAAUGACCAGUCGGGAUGGCAGGCGGACGGAGAGGACUUGUAGCCCCUCAGAACACUUUUCUAGAGAAUAUUGUCCGACGGUCUAACGUAUGGACAUUAUCACAUAGACAGACAGACACCAAUUUUGUUCUGGGUAAUGCUCAGAUUGUGGACUGGCCCAUCGUGUACAGUAAUGAUGGAUUCUGCAAGCUCUCAGGCUACCAUCGGGCUGAAGUUAUGCAAAAAAGUAGCACUUGCAGCUUCAUGUAUGGGGAACUUACAGAUAAGGAAACGUGUGAGAAAGUGAGACAGACCUUUGAGAACUACGAGAUGAACUCUUUUGAAAUUCUCAUGUACAAGAAGAAUCGGAUGCCGGUGUGGUUCUUUGUCAAAAUUGCUCCUAUUCGCAACGAGCAGGAUAAGGUGGUAUUGUUUCUGUGCACUUUCAGUGACAUCACUGCAUUUAAACAGCCCAUCGAAGAUGAUUCAUCCAAAGGUUGGGGUAAAUUUGCCCGUUUGACCCGAGCCCUCACCAGCAGUCGUGGGGUGCUGCAACAGCUUGCUCCGACUGUGCACAAGGGAGAAAAUGUCCACAAACACUCCCGCCUAGCCGAGGUGCUACAGCUGGGCUCUGACAUUCUCCCUCAGUAUAAGCAGGAGACACCAAAGACACCCCCCCACAUCAUCCUCCACUACUGCACUUUUAAGACCACCUGGGACUGGGUGAUCCUCAUCCUCACCUUCUACACCGCCAUCAUGGUGCCCUACAAUGUCUCCUUCAAGACUAAGCAGAACAAUGUGACAUGGCUGGUGGUGGACAGCAUUGUGGAUGUCAUCUUCCUGGUGGACAUUGUGCUCAACUUCCACACCACUUUCGUGGGACCUGCUGGGGAGGUGAUAUCUGACCCCAAGCUGAUCCGCAUGAACUACGUGAAGACCUGGUUCGUCAUCGACCUGCUGUCCUGCUUGCCCUACGAUGUCAUCAAUGCCUUUGAGAACGUGGAUGAGGGCAUCAGCAGUCUCUUCAGCUCCCUGAAGGUGGUGCGGUUGCUGCGGCUGGGCCGGGUGGCACGGAAGCUGGACCACUACAUUGAGUAUGGGGCGGCGGUGCUGGUGCUGCUGGUGUGCGUCUUCGGCCUGGCCGCCCACUGGCUGGCCUGCAUCUGGUACAGCAUCGGGGACUACGAGGUCAUCGACGAGGACACCAACGCCGUGCGCACUGACAGCUGGCUCUACAUCCUGGGCGAGACGGUCGGGUCGCCCUACCGCUUCAACGUCAGCGGCUCUGAGAAGUGGGAGGGCGGCCCCAGCAAGGACUCGGUCUACAUCACCUCGCUGUACUUCACCAUGACCAGCCUCACCAGCAUCGGCUUUGGGAACAUCGCGCCCACCACGGAUGGCGAGAAGAUUUUUGCCGUGGCGAUGAUGAUGAUUGGAUCUCUCCUGUAUGCAACCAUCUUUGGUAAUGUGACCACCAUCUUCCAGCAGAUGUAUGCCAAUACCAACAGGUACCACGAAAUGCUCAACAGUGUACGAGACUUCCUCAAGCUCUACCAGGUUCCCAAAGGCCUGAGUGAGAGGGUCAUGGAUUACAUCGUCUCCACGUGGUCCAUGUCCAGGGGCAUAGAUACUGAAAAGGUGUUACAGAUCUGCCCUAAGGACAUGAGAGCAGACAUCUGUGUGCACCUGAACAGGAAGGUAUUCAAGGAGCACCCAGCAUUCAGGCUCGCUAGUGAUGGCUGUCUGCGUGCCCUGGCCAUGGAGUUCCAGACCAUCCACAGUGCCCCAGGGGACCUCAUUUACCAUGCUGGAGAAAGUGUGGACAGCCUUUGUUUCGUGGUGUCUGGCUCCCUAGAAGUGAUUCAGGAUGAUGAAGUCGUGGCCAUUUUAGGAAAGGGGGACGUCUUCGGGGAUGUCUUCUGGAAGGAAGCAACCCUGGCCCAGGCAUGUGCCAAUGUGCGGGCGCUGACCUACUGUGACCUCCACAUUAUCAAGCGUGACGCUCUGCAGAAAGUUCUGGAGUUCUACACAGCCUUUUCGAAUCACUUCUCCCGCAACCUGCUGCUGACAUACAAUCUAAGGAAGAGGAUCGUGUUCCGGAAGAUCAGUGACGUGAAGCGUGAGGAGGAGGAGCGUCUCCGGCGGAAGAAUGAGGCGCCCCUGAACUUGCCCCCUGACCACCCCGUGCGCCGCCUCUUCCAGAGGUUUCGGCAGCAGAAGGAGGCCCGUCUGGCCGCAGAACGGGCCAACCAGGAUGAGCAUGACGUGGAGAGGGGCAUAGUCCGCAUGGAGCAGACCAGGGUCCAUGAUGCCAUUGCCACCACCAGCAUCGUCACAGUGACCGAGAGCCCCGCCACCCCCAUCUCGUCCAUCUCAGCCGCUGCCUCAACCUCCAGAGCCUCCGGCCAUGCCAAGCUUCAGGCUCCUCCUGCUUCCUCCUCUGGGGGCAGCAAGUCCACUGAGCCCACCAAGGGCAAAGGAUGGGGCAGGUUAAAGGAGUCAGUGGGGAAGGGAGAAAACUGGAACAAGGUCUCCAAGGCCGAAUCCAUGGAGACACUGCCAGAGAGAACUAAGGUCCAUGAGGAGACGUCUCUGAAGAAGACGGAUUCUUGUGACAGUGGCAUCACCAAAAGUGACCUGCGGUUGGACAACGCGGGGGAGGUGCGCAGUCCGCAGGACCGGAGCCCCGUGCAGCCGGAGCUCAGGCAUGCCUUCUACCCAAUCCCUGAGCACACCAUCCAGGCCUCCUUCCUGGAGCUCAAGCACGAACUCAAGGAGGACAUCAAUGCCCUCAACAGCCGCAUGGCUGCCCUGGAGGGCCAGCUGGCUGAGAUGCUGAGGAUACUCAAGUCGAGGAAGUCACCAUACUCCCCCCAGCCGCUCUCCGAGAUAUCACGGCCUCCCUCCCCAGAAUCAGACAAAGAGGACAUUUUCUCAUAGUGUCCAUAGAUGAGACUGUGUCCCCUGGUCCUCAAGUUCUUGCUUCAGCAGGAGGGAAUGAAACCUUUGCUCAGGUGGCACCUCCAGAAACAAUGGCUAUAUCUGGGAGUAGACUGGAUUACAGCUUCAUUGUCUUUGUACAUACAGCAAACUGUAUAGCAUUCCAGAAUUAUUCUUUUGUAAACU